AUAAACAGAAAACACAAAAACAGCAUUACACGCGCUAAGAAACGGGUAAGAAUGAUUAAAGUCUGGAAAGAAAGAAGCAAAGAUUAAACUUUAAAAAUACCAAAAAUUUCCACUGUUUUUCCUCCUCUCUUCUACCAUAAUGUUUGUUUGUACACCAAAUUAAUUGCACUUUGCAAAAUCCCAUAAAUCAAAUCAAAUUUCCAAUCAAAAUCUUCUAAGUUAGAGAGAGGAGGAGAGAGUGUGUGUGUUUGUGAAGUGGGAGUGGUUAGAAAGAAUUUUGUACUCUCGUUGAAGAUUUCGAUCAAUUUUUUACCAAUUUGGUUUAAUCUUUGAAGUUGGAUUGAAAAAAGGGGAUUUUGGUUGUGUAGAAGUGUAAUCCUGGAAAACCCAUUUCUUGGAUUUUCAAAGUUUUCAUCUUUUUCCUGGAUUUUUGAGAGUAAAAGAUACUGGAGGUUGGUUAGGAUUGACAUGCUGAAUGUUGCUUCCGGUGAGUGGGUUAGGGAUGAAUUCUACAAUGGAUGACAUGAAUCUGAUUCAGCAGAGGCAUCAUUUGGUAGUUAGAGAACUUGGAGUAGGAGAAGAAAUCGACUUGGAAAUUGGUCCUGGGGAUGAUGAUCCAUCGUUUGCUAGUGCUGCUCUAAUAAGUGCGCCACGUGAGCCCUCGGUUGAUGAGCAGGAUGAGACUAAGCAAAUACAAAUUAUGCCAUCUCUCCAAGAUGACAAUCAAGAUUUAUCAAAAGGUCAGCCAUUGAAGAAAAAGAAAAAGGUUGUGAAACGAUGGAGAGAAGAAUGGGCUGAUACCUACAAAUGGGCAUAUGUCGAUGUCAAGGAUGGAACUGCAAGGAUCUUCUGUUCUGUUUGUCGAGAAUAUGGCAGGAAGCAUAGGAGGAAUCCCUAUGGAAAUGAAGGCAGUAGAAAUAUGCAGAUGAGUGCCUUGGAAGAACAUAAUAAUAGCUUGUUGCAUAAAGAAGCUGUUCGGCUACAAAUGGCUUCCAAGGAUAAGAUUGUUGUUGAUAAACCUAUGUAUGUUAAAGCUUUAAUGUCAAAAACAGCUGGAUCAAUUGUUGAAGCUGUAUUAAAAAGAGAUCCUCAUGAGGUGGAAUUUAUUCAGUCAGUACAAGAAGCAGUGCAUUCGAUUGAAAGAGUAAUUGGAAAGAAUUCACAUUAUGUUAAUAUAAUGGAACGUUUGCUUGAACCUGAACGUGCAAUUAUUUUUCGAGUUCCAUGGGUUGAUGACCGGGGUGAGACACAUGUUAAUCGAGGAUUUCGGGUGCAGUUUAAUCAGGCGUUAGGUCCAUGUAGGGGAGGAAUUCGUUUUCAUCCAUCGAUGAACUUAAGUAUCGCCAAAUUUCUUGCUUUUGAGCAGACUCUAAAGAAUGCUUUAUCACCAUACAAACUAGGAGGGGCGGCUGGUGGAAGUGACUUUGAUCCAAAAGGGAAAAGUGAUAAUGAGAUUAUGCGCUUCUGUCAAAGCUUUAUUAAUGAGCUGUACCGGUAUUUAGGGCCUGAUCAGGAUCUUCCUUCUGAAGAAAUGGGUGUUGGUGCUCGGGAGAUGGGUUAUCUUUUUGGGCAGUAUAGGCGCCUUGCUGGUCACUUUCAGGGAAGUUUUACAGGAUCACGGGUUUUCUGGUCUGGUUCUAGCCUACGAACAGAAGCUACUGGCUAUGGGCUGGUUUUCUUUGCCCAGCUCAUUCUAGGAGAUUCAAGCAGAGAAUUGAAGGGUUUAAGGUGUGUGGUAAGUGGCUCUGGGAAAAUCGCAUUCCAUGUCAUAGAAAAGCUUCUUGCUUAUGGCGCUGUUCCUAUCACAGUAUCAGAUUCAAAGGGCUAUUUGGUAGAUGAAGAUGGCUUUGACUUCAUGAAAAUUCAGUUUCUCAGGGAUAUAAAAGCUCAACAAAGAAGUUUGAGGGAUUAUUCUAAAACUUAUGCUCGAUCAAAGUACUAUGAUGAAGCAAAACCUUGGACUGAGAGGUGUGAUGUGGCAUUUCCUUGUGCUACACAAAACGAGAUAGAUCAAUCUGAUGCCAUAAGUUUGGUCAAUUCUGGUUGUCGUCUUCUAGUUGAAGGUUCCAUCAUGCCUUGCACCCCGGAAGCGGUUGAUGUCCUAAGGAAAGCCAACGUUGUAGUUGCACCAGCUAUGGCUGCUGGUGCUGGAGGGGUUGCUGCUGGAGAACUUGAACUAAAUCAUGAGUUCAAUCUAAUUCAAUGGUCCCCAGAAGACUUUGAAUCAAAAUUACAGGAUGCCAUGAAACAGACAUAUCAGAGAGCUUUAAAAGCAGCAACAGACUUUGGUUAUGAGAAAGAAAGUCCCGAGGUUCUGGUGUAUGGAGCUGCCAUUGCUGCAUUCCUAACUGUUGCACAAGGUAUGACUGAUCAAGGAUGUGUGUGAAGGACGACACAAACCGAGCUCAAGGUAUGACAUAUCAAGGAUGACUUGCCAUUUGCCCCAUAAUAGUGCUUAUAAUGCGCGUCUCCCGGCUAAUGUGCUGGUGUGAGAUUUUAUGGCCGAAUAUUCUCUCCACUCUCGAAGAAAGUGGUAGAAUCUUACAAAGUUACAAUCUGAUGCUGCAGCAAAUAUCCAGUGCUACAUCUUAGCACACUGUAGCGCAUGUGUAAUUGAUUAUAUAUAUAGUUACAAUCUCUUGGUAGAAUUAGGAUCUUGAAAAAUGAUCUGGGAGAUAUGUAUUACCAUUCUAGUCGAUAAAUAGCCUGCAAACUCCUUUUUUCUGGUUGUGUAAAUUGUGUACUGUGAUGUUAGCUGCAUUAGUUUGCAGGACAGAAAUGUAAAUUCUAAGUGGAUACAAGAAGUUGAUCAUUCUUUCUCCAAAUUGGU
Chenopodium quinoa (quinoa) is the source of this 2830-nucleotide messenger RNA. RefSeq names its product NADP-specific glutamate dehydrogenase-like. Gene Ontology annotation, cellular component: cytosol. The transcript is spliced from 16 exons. Lineage: Eukaryota; Viridiplantae; Streptophyta; Magnoliopsida; Caryophyllales; Amaranthaceae. Gene Ontology annotation, molecular function: L-glutamate dehydrogenase (NADP+) activity. The record is from RefSeq and is a predicted model, not a curated record. Bases 476 to 2386 code for a protein of 636 amino acids.